Solea solea (common sole) is the source of this 8574-nucleotide messenger RNA. Its product is annotated as low-density lipoprotein receptor-related protein 4-like. The record is from RefSeq and is a predicted model, not a curated record. The transcript has 38 exons. The coding region runs from base 250 to 6006 and encodes 1918 amino acids. Gene Ontology annotation, molecular function: calcium ion binding; protein binding. Lineage: Eukaryota; Metazoa; Chordata; Actinopteri; Pleuronectiformes; Soleidae.
CAGAGCACAACAUGUUGGAGACCAUAGUCCAACACUUCACAACAGAGUUAACUUUCUAAUCCAGGGUUUGUGGCGUUAUCUCACAUAAAAGAAGGAGGUGGAGGAGGCCGGGGAGAGAAAACGGGCCAGAGAGUCAGUCAUGCUAUGAGGUUAGCGUGAAAGCCGGAGCGUUGAGAUUUAACUGUGAGAAGGAGAGAGUGAAGCAGGGAGAGGGAAGACCGGAGAAGCGAGAGAAAAGCGGGAUACAAGAUGCAGCUGGCCGCGGUGCUGUGCGGAGCCCUGACAACUUUACUGCUCAGCCAGACUUCAGGUGUUCAGGGCAGCGCUGAGUGUUCAUGUGGGAGGAAUCACUUCACGUGUGCAGUCAGUGCAUUUGGAGAGUGUACCUGCAUCCCUGCGCAGUGGCAGUGCGAUGGAGACAAUGACUGUGGGGACCACAGUGAUGAGGACGGAUGCAUGCUCCCCACAUGUUCACCACUGGACUUUCAUUGUGACAACGGUAAAUGUAUCCGGCGCUCCUGGGUGUGUGAUGGAGACAACGACUGUGAGGAUGACUCAGACGAACAAGACUGCCCUCCCAGGGAGUGCGAGGAGGACGAGUUUCACUGCCAGAACGGUUACUGUAUCCGCAGCCUCUGGCACUGCGACGGCGACAACGAUUGCGGGGACAACAGUGAUGAACAGUGUGAUAUGCGCAAAUGUUCGGACAAAGAAUUUCGCUGCACUGACGGCAGCUGUAUCGCUGAGCACUGGUACUGUGAUGGAGACACGGACUGUAAGGAUGGAUCAGAUGAGGAAAACUGCCCCUCAGAUGUGAUGACAGCCACCUGCAGCGUGGAGGAAUUCCAGUGUGCAUAUGGACGCUGUAUCCUGGACAUUUACCACUGUGAUGGAGACGACGACUGUGGAGACUGGUCAGAUGAGUCAGACUGUUCCUCCCACCAGCCCUGCAGGUCAGUUGAAUUCAUGUGCAGCAGUGGUAUGUGCAUCAACGCUGGCUGGAGGUGUGACGGCGAGUACGACUGUGACGACCAGUCAGACGAGAAGAACUGCACCACGUCCAUGUGCACAGCCGACCAGUUCCGCUGUGGAACUGGACGCUGUAUCAGGUUGUCAUGGAGAUGUGAUGGCGAGGAUGACUGUUCUGAUCGCAGCGAUGAAGAGGGCUGUGAGAAAACUGAAAGUCCUCCAUGUGCUCCUGAUCAGUUUCAAUGUGGGAAUGGACGCUGUAUCGGUCAGAGGAAGGUGUGUAACGAGGUCAACGACUGUGAAGACGGGACUGAUGAACACCCACACCAUGACUGCCGUCCACGCUCCACUGAGGGCAACUGUAACCAGAAUAAUGGAGGCUGCUCUCAGAAGUGUCAGAUGGUGAGAGGACUGGUCCAGUGCACCUGUCACACUGGAUACCGACUGAUGGACGACGGCAAAGCUUGCCAGGAUGUGGAUGAGUGUGCUGAAGAAGGCUACUGCAGCCAGGGCUGUACAAACACAGAGGGGGGCUUCCAGUGCUGGUGUGUUCAGGGCUACGAGCUCAGACCUGACAAGCGCAGCUGCAAAGCUCUGGGUCCAGAGCCAGUUCUGCUCUUUGCCAACCGCAUAGACAUCCGUCAGGUUUUGCCGCAUCGCUCAGAGUACACCCUGCUGCUCAACAACUUGGAGAAUGCCAUUGCCCUGGAUUUCCACCACAACCUGGAACUGGUGUUCUGGUCAGAUGUGACUCUGGACCGCAUCAUGAAGGCCAACCUCAAUGGGUCCAAUGUGGAGGAGGUUGUCUCCACAGGUCUGGAGAGCCCAGGUGGACUGGCCAUAGACUGGAUACAUGACAAGUUGUACUGGACAGACUCGGGGACAUCUCGUAUUGAGGUGGCCAACCUGGACGGGACGCACCGUAAGGUGCUGCUGUGGCAGAGCCUGGAGAAGCCCAGGGCCAUCGCACUGCACCCCAUUGAGGGUAAGAUCUACUGGACAGACUGGGGCAACACGCCUCGCAUUGAGUAUUCCAAUAUGGAUGGCUCCAACCGGCGGGUCAUCGCAGACACACACCUGUUCUGGCCCAACGGCCUCACCAUUGACUAUGCCAGCCGCCGCAUGUACUGGGUGGAUGCAAAACACCAUGUCAUCGAGAAGGCUGACCUGGAUGGACGCAACCGCAAGGCUGUCAUAAGCCAAGGCCUCCCCCACCCAUUUGCCAUCACAGUGUUUGAGGAUAGCCUUUACUGGACCGACUGGCACACCAAGAGCAUCAACAGUGCCAACAAAUUCACCGGCAAGAACCAGGCAGUUAUUCGCAACAAGCUGCACUUUCCCAUGGACAUCCACACCCUCCAUCCCCAGAGGCAGCCCACAGGUAGCAGGAAUCGCUGUGGCACCAACAAUGGAGGCUGCAGCCACCUGUGUCUCCCCAGCAACAAGACAUUCACCUGUGCCUGCCCCACUGGAUUCAAGAAGGUGGACCACUUCAACUGUGCUAAUGGUCUUGAUAAGUUCCUGCUUUUUGCCCGAAGGACGGACAUCCGACGAAUCAGCUUUGAUACAGAGGAUAUGUCCGAUGAUGUCAUCCCUCUGGCUGACGUACGCAACGCUGUGGCUCUAGACUGGGACGCCAAAGAUGGCUACAUCUAUUGGACAGACGUCACCACUGACUCUAUCAACAGAGCACUGUGGAACGGCACCAAGCAAGAGGUGGUAGUGGACACCAGUCUGGAGAGCCCAGCAGGUUUGGCGAUUGACUGGGUGACCAACAAGCUCUAUUGGACUGAUGCUGGAACAGAUCGUAUUGAAGUUUCAAAUUCUGAUGGGACCAUGCGGACUGUUCUGAUAUGGGAGAACUUGGACCGCCCAAGGGACAUUGUUGUUGACCCGAUUGGAGGCUUCAUGUACUGGACUGAUUGGGGUGCCAACCCAAAGAUAGAGCGUGCAGGAAUGGAUGCCUCUAACCGUAUUGUGAUCAUCUCAUCUAACCUGACUUGGCCCAAUGGGCUUGCCAUUGACUACGAGACCAAACGCUUGUACUGGGCUGAUGCUGGAAUGAAGACUAUUGAAUUUGGCAACUUUGAUGGUUCUGACAGACAGGUUUUGAUUGGCAGCCAGCUUCCUCACCCCUUUGGUCUGACUGUUCAUGAAGACAAGCUUUACUGGACAGACUGGCAGUCCAAGAGCAUUCAGAGCGCUGACAAGCUCACUGCCUUGGGGAGACACACACUGGCUGAAAAUCUGGAGAACCUCAUGGACAUUCACAUGUUUCAUAGACAACGAGAGUCAGUGCAUAACCCUUGUGCCAUGAAUAAUGGAGGCUGCAGUCACCUCUGUCUCCUGGCUCCUGCUCCCAAAGCCUCUAGCUGUUCCUGUCCCACUGGAAUCAACCUGCAAACGGAUGGAAAGACCUGCAUGCCAGGAAUGAGCAGCUUCCUCAUAUUUGCACGGAGAACGGACAUCAGGAUGGUUUCUCUGGAUAUCCCGUACUUUGCUGAUGUGGUUUUGGCUGUGAAUAGUUCAAUGAAAAACACCAUCGCCAUUAGUGUUGACCCCAAAGAAGCAAAAGUGUAUUGGUCAGACAGCACACUGAAGAAAAUCAGCAGAGCUAACAUCAAUGGAACAGGACAUGAAGACAUUAUAUCUACAGGGUUGGUGACAACUGAUGGCCUAGCUGUGGACGCACGGGGCAGGAAGGUCUACUGGACGGACACAGGAACUAAUCGCAUCGAGGUUGCCAACCUUGAUGGCUCCAUGAGGAAAGUUUUGAUCUGGCAAAACUUGGACAGCCCUCGAGCCAUCGCUCUCUACCAUGAAAUGGGUUACAUGUACUGGACAGACUGGGGAGAGAAUGCUAAGCUGGAGCGUUCAGCAAUGGAUGGGUCAGACCGAUUGGUCCUCAUCAGUAAUAAUCUUGGAUGGCCAAAUGGCCUGGCCAUCGAUGCAGCUGGCUCACAGUUACUGUGGGCCGAUGCUCACACUGAGCGUAUAGAGGCUGCCGACCUGAACGGGCAGAAUCGGCGCACCCUGGUGACUCCAGUUCAACACCCGUAUGGCUUAACCCUACUGGGGUCCCAUAUUUACUGGACUGACUGGCAAAGCCGAAGCAUCCAGCGAGCCGACAAGAACACAGGGGCCAACACUAUCACAGUGCGAGCCAACCUGCCAGGCCUGAUGGACAUCCAGGCUGUAGACAGGGAGAGGCCACUUGGUUUUAAUAAAUGUGGCAGAAGAAACGGGGGCUGCACCCACUUGUGCCUCCCUCGUCCCAAUGGCACGUCCUGUGCAUGUCCCACCGGCAUCCUGCUCAAGGGAGACGGCAGGUCAUGUGAUGACUCACCAGAGACAUACUUGCUUUUCUCCAACCGCGUCAGUGUGCGCAGAAUCUCCCUGGACACCAACGACCACACUGAUGUGCACGUACCAGUGCCUGAUCUGCACAAUGUCAUCUCAUUGGACUAUGAUAGCGUGGAUGGAAAACUUUUCUACACUGAUGUCACCUUAGAUGUUAUAAGACGUUCAAACCUUGAUGGCAGUGAGAUGGAGACAGUGAUCAGCCAGGGCUUGAAGACCACAGAUGGGCUGGCUGUAGAUUGGGUGGCCAGGAACAUGUACUGGACCGACACUGGGCGCAACACCAUUGAGGUGGCCCGUCUGGAUGGAACGAGCCGCAAAGUCCUCAUCAACAACAGUUUGGAUGAACCCAGAGCCAUUGCAGUGUUUCCAAGCAAAGGGUUCCUGUUCUGGACUGACUGGGGUCACAUUGCAAAGAUUGAGCGUUCUCACUUGGACGGCUCGGAUCGAAAGGUCCUAAUCAAUACGGACCUUGGCUGGCCCAAUGGUCUUACGCUAGACUACGAUACACGAAGGAUCUUCUGGGUGGAUGCCCACUUGGACAGAAUUGAGAGCUCAGACCUAAAUGGAAAACUGCGUCAGAUCCUUGUCAGCCCGGUGUCCCAUCCGUUCGCUCUCACACAGUUGAAGCCGGUGUCCUCCCCUCUAACCCCUUUCUCCCGACUCUCGCAGCAAGAUCGCUGGAUCUACUGGACAGACUGGCAGACUAAGUCCAUCCAGCGGGUGGACAAACACACUGGCCGUAACAAGGAAACUGUACUACCCAAUGUGGAGGGCCUCAUGGACAUUAUAGUGGUAUCGCCUCACAGGCAGACAGGUACCAACCUCUGUGGUGUCAAUAAUGGCGGCUGCACCCACCUCUGCUUUGCAAAGACCAACUCUUUUGUGUGUUCCUGCCCUGACGAACCAGAUGGAAGACCAUGCUCCACCAUUUCAGGUUACAUCCCUACUCCUCCCGCCAGAGCAACCAGCAGCACUCCUGUUGUGAAUAAGAUCCCCAAAGCUCCAACAGACACUCCGCACAGAAGACCCCCACUGGUCAACUGCACGGACAAGAACCUCAGUGAAGAAGGCUGCUUGAGCACGGUGGUGACAGCACCUCAUGGAGAAGGACUUCACAUCAGCUAUGUUAUUGGAGGAGUGCUGACCAUCUUGGCUAUUCUGAUCCUCAUUGCUGCUUUGAUCAUUUACAGACACAAAAAGUCAAAGUUUGCUGAUCCAGGAGUGAGUAACCUGACCUACAGUAACCCAUCGUACCGGACGUCCACCCAGGAGGUUAAGAUUGAGGCGUCGCAGAAGCCUCCAAUAUACAAUCAGCUGCGUUACAAGAAGGAGGGGGGAGUGGAUGGAGGCUUCACCAAGGAAAAAAUCCGUAUUGUGGAGGGCGUGCGUCUCCUGUCGAAUGAAGAGCUUUACUGGGAUGACCUAAAACAGAUCAAGCCAUCCCGAGGCGGCCUGCAUACCUGCAUGCGUACAGACACCGUUUCCCUGCAAGCCAGCAGUGCUUCACUUGAUGAUGGUGAGACGGAGCAGCUCCUCCAGGAAGAAGCGUCUGAAUGCUCCUCUAUAACCACCCUGACUCCUUCUGCUAUUACCCCGCAACGUCAUGCCCAGCACAGCCUGCCCGACACCGGCUGGACCUCCAUGCGCAAACCCUCCACUGAGAGUGAAGUGUGAGGGGAGCCCCCUCCCCCCGCCCUCUGUGGUUUAUCUUAACCUCUGUCAUCCACACACACACACACACACACACACCUACACAUGUAUUUAUGGCAGGUACAAAAACACAAAGACAAAUAGGUACAUGAACCUGGCCAGAGACAACUAAGCUCCAUAAACGCAACUCCUGUCUCUGAAAAUGGGGCUCCGUCCUAGUUGUAUACACACACACACACACACACACACUACAUUAUCAGUACCCUCAGUGCUACUGCCUUCAGGCAAAAAGAUAAACUAAUUAGCAUGCUGGAAUAAAAAAAGCAAAUAACUCUGGGGAGAAGUGAGCAGAGACACAAAGCGUUAUCUGGAGCCUUUUACAAAGGAUGCAGUCUCUCAAUGCAACCAACGCUUCUCUGUGUACAGCUUCACUUUUACUUGUUUGUGAACUUUUUUCUCUCUUUCAGACAAAGCUAAAAUGACACACUCUCUGGACGGUGUAAUCAUGACGCCGUCUCUAAUACCACUCAUUUAUGAACUCUAUUUAUAAACGUUUUUGUACUUGUAGAGUGGGUUUGCAGAGAAUGGUGGGAGUGUUGUGUUUGAACGUCGUGCUGCAGGACCUGGUUAUUCAAGAGUUGUAUUUAUGACAGUGCCAAAGGGUGGGACUUCAAAAGGUCUCCAUGCUUCUUUCUGCAUUUACACUUCUGUAGAAAUGUAUGUUAAUUAGAAAUUUCCUUUUCCCUCGCGUUUCAAGACCUCAGUGAUGACAUCUGCUUCAAAUUUCUUAUUUAACAGCCUUCACUGGGACAAGCAAGGACUUCUGGACUUGCUGUAGCUGGAAUCUUGCUGCACAAGUCCUUUAUCCCUGACAAAGGUUUUCUUCUUUACGUUUUCUUUUUUUUGCAAGUUGUGAUUCAACCAUUGUUGGUCCUCAGAGGAAGCCAUGAAGAAGUAACAGCCUAAGUGCCAAACAUUUCAUUCUUUUCCUUCUUCAGCUGUGUGUUCAUUUUUUCUGAGGUUUUAAAAUGUUCUUUCUGCUUGGGGUUCAGCCCCUGAAAUCACAGGAAAAAAAACAAUUCUUCUCACUUACCACUAAUUUUGUUCAGCCAUGCAGAUAGUUGUGGUUUCAUUUACCCAGCAGUUCAGUAUAUGUAUUUUCUCUGCCCCAAAACAUUUCAAGCAUGAUAAAUAAUGUGCUGUUUCAUGAGGUCCACAUUAAUUACCCAUGAGCACUUAUUUUUACAAUUUGAAGCUCUUUCAUUUUAUUUUAAUACCUUCAAAACCCAGCUUUAUGAACAUUUUACAGGACAGUACAUUAUUGGUCCUCCGUGUCCUUGUACAAUUUGAAACUUACCACUAUGACCCACAAUGAUCUAAAGUAUGUGAGUGAUGUAUUUUUUAUUUAUUUGAUUAAGAAAUAUAAAGUCAAAAAAAAUGUAAUGACCUGCGCAAGAUAUUUCUCAAUGGCUUCAACACAAAUCUAAUGUUUUUCCCAAUUUGGGAACAUAGUCCCAAAUGCUAAAUGAGUCUGUCGUAUUGGGGAUAGUGGUAAGUUUCACUUGGCACGUACAACCAAAAGUAUCUGUGUGACCAAACACUUUCAGAGGUAAAUGAGAACACUUGCUCUUAUUAAAAUGUUGAGUUUUCAUCCAUCAACUCUGAAUCUGUAAUUGCAAAGUGCAUGUGCAAUAUCUGCCACAGUACAGUUUAACAAAUGGGUAACUUGGAACACUGUGCAUGUCUGACCCCAUCAGACAGUAAAGGUUUUAGUUUAGAAAUACUGUAUAUCACUGACAGCUUUUGAGAAAUACAUGUAAUACUAGUCGAGCUAUUCUGCAUCACUUACAAUUUACAAUUCUACAAUUCUGUCUGUUGUUAAAAUAUGGUACAAGGAAAUACUAUAUUGUUAUAUUGACAAAUAUAUUGGUUAGACAUUAGCGAACCAUGUAUUUUGAAGUAUCUGCUACAAGCUCAGCAUCUUGCUGAUUUGCUGCUAGACGAAGCACUGAGGCCAAUGAACGAGGGUCUUGGCAGCUACAUAACCACAGUCUAUGACGGUUGGUUUUCAGUCGGCCUACAGAGCAUCACAGAAAACCUGGUAACCAAUCAUCCCGGCUCACAAUCCCUCCAACUCUGCUGCAGGAAACACUAAAGCUGUACAGAUUUUAUCAUGCCAAUAUAAGCAAACAUUUCUGUUGAAGAUGUUGCAUUAAGUUGUAUAGUCUUUUGUACAAAGGGAUUUUAAUGACUGUUUUUAGACUUGUAUUAAUUUUACUCACUGGAGAAGAACAUUUUAUGGUUUUGUUUUUGCUGGAUUAUUUUAACCACUGUGUUUCCAAGCCUUGUAAAUGAUAGGGAAGGUUUCUAGUUAUUUAAUAGUGCUCUUUUCUCUUAUGAAAUCCUGGUCUCAUAUAGCUGUUGUAAAGUUAACAAAAAAGGUAUUUAUGAUUUCUGUUUGGUUGUCACUUGAUGUGUAAAUAUGAAAAGACUGUAUAUGUAUUUCCAUGGCAGUACUAACAAGCUGUGUUGUGUGAUAUAGUGAAUUAUCCCUUUGCUAUCUUUUAAUAUAAAAGUUCAUUUGCAUUUGAA